AUGAACUCCAGUUUUCUUUUCUUGUUGCCUAAAGUUCCUGGAGCCAAAAGAACAGAGCAGUUUAGACCAAUUGGAUUGUCUAACUUCUGCUUUAAAAUCAUCACAAGGAUAAUCACAACAAGAUUACAUGAAGUACUUCACAAGGUAAUAUCUAGUCAACAAGGUGCCUUUAUAAAAGGAAGAAACAUUCAAGAGAAGAUAAUACUUGCUUCUGAGCUAGUAAAUGAGCUAGAUACUAAGAGAAGAGGAGUGGGUAUCAUAUGGUUGAAAACAAUUCUAGAAUCUGCAAGAAUAUCGGUUUUAGUAAAUGGUGGGCCUUUUGGUUUCUUUGAAGUAGGGAGAGGUCUCAGACAGGGAGACCCUGUUUCUCCAUUUUAUUUGUGA
Molecule: messenger RNA, 384 nt
Organism: Papaver somniferum (opium poppy)
Lineage: Eukaryota; Viridiplantae; Streptophyta; Magnoliopsida; Ranunculales; Papaveraceae
Exons: 2
Coding region: 1-384 (127 amino acids)
Source: RefSeq, a predicted model, not a curated record